AAGAAUAGAGAAACGGAAAAGCAUAGAGAAUCCCUAAAUCCUUAACUUCUUCUUCUUCUCUCUGCAAAAAAUGUCAGAUUUUCACCGGAGAAGAAUCACGGCAUCGGACUUAAGCCGAGGCCGGAGCUCCAGGACCAGACGCACGGCGAAGCACCAAGUCUCUCGUCGUAUCUUCACUAAGAUUCGUUCAAAAUCUACUAAGAUACUCAAUCGAAGUUUCUCGGAGCCGAAUCUCCACCAAAGCAUCGCUUGUGAAGAUGAUGAUGAUCGACGUUGCUCUACGCCGGUGAUUGAUCUCCCGGCGGAGGAACCCGAGCCGAUCAUCUACCUCUCCAAGAUCCAUUUGGAGGUUUUUGCUUCAGCUCCGUCGUUAACUGGAUUCUCUUCGCCGUCGUCGUCGUCUUCUCCGAUUUACAAACAGGUUUACAAGAGAGAAGCAGCAAAAGUUGUGAUCAGUGUAUCAGUAGAAGGAAGUCCAGGACCAGUAAAGACUUUGGUUAGACUGAGUUGUAAUGUCGAAGAAACGAUGAAGAUGGUUGUGGACAAGUAUCGUAAAGAAGGACGAACACCGAAACUCGAUAAAGAUCUUGCCUUUGAGCUGCAUCAGUCUCACUUCAGCAUCCAAUGUUUGGAGAAAACCGAAGUAAUUGGUGAAAUAGGCAGUAGAAGCUUCUACAUGAGAAAGAGGGAACCGGAAAACCGGAUUUCGGUAAGGAGCAUUCAGUCGUCGAAUAUGAUCGAAUCGUUUAUCGCGCAGAAGAUUGGGAGAAUCGUGAGGAGGACAAAGAAGAUAUGGAACAUCUUGGUAUGUGUACAAUGAAAAUAAAAAACUGGUAUACACAUUGAGCGGCACAUAAUAUUUACUUGUGCUAGCUCGAAUUUGAUAGAAUAUUUAGUUAUACACUUACUUUGUUUAGAUUUGUUUACUUAAUAACUUACAUCACAAACAAUACCUAUACGCUAUAGUAUAGGUAUAUUUGUCAGUGUGCUCAAUUCUGAGUCGAGUUUCUUCGUUUUUAUAUGAAAUUCGAACUGUAAACAGAAUAUUGUUUCAUUAGUAGACUUCUGACAGAAAAACAUGUAAGUUUAGGUUUUGGGUUACUUUAGUUUGGGAGACCCACCCAACUUUGGUUGGGUAUUUACUUGUAUGUGUAAUGGUGAUCAUCUUUUUAGUUGGGUUUAUUACUCUGGUUU
This is a messenger RNA of Eutrema salsugineum, 1194 nucleotides long. RefSeq lists its product as uncharacterized. The transcript has 3 exons. The coding region runs from base 71 to 820 and encodes 249 amino acids. Lineage: Eukaryota; Viridiplantae; Streptophyta; Magnoliopsida; Brassicales; Brassicaceae. The record is from RefSeq and is a predicted model, not a curated record.